Molecule: messenger RNA, 813 nt
Organism: Kluyveromyces lactis
Lineage: Eukaryota; Fungi; Ascomycota; Saccharomycetes; Saccharomycetales; Saccharomycetaceae
Gene: NNT1
Product: S-adenosylmethionine-dependent methyltransferase
Exons: 1
Coding region: 1-813 (270 amino acids)
Biological process (GO): peptidyl-lysine dimethylation
Molecular function (GO): protein-lysine N-methyltransferase activity
Source: RefSeq, a predicted model, not a curated record
AUGUCAGACAUUGAAUCUUUGAACGGUGGUGAUCUUUUCGCCGAACCAAGCGAUUUCUAUAAACCUCCACCAGAACCACAUUUUGCGACAUAUACCAGAGAUGACGUACCUGAAUCGUCUACAUCUCAGCAAAAAGACAUCAAAUUGAGACUUGUUGGCUCAUCGCCACUUUGGGGUCAUCUUCUUUGGAAUGCUGGUAUCUACACAGCUAAACAUAUGGACAGUCACCCAGAGGAGGUACAAGACAAACUUGUCUUAGAACUCGGAGCUGCCGGUGCUCUCCCAACCAUCAUUGCUGGGCUUCUUGGAGCUAGAAAAGUUGUUUCCACUGAUUACCCAGAUGCUGAUUUGAUAUCGAACAUUCAGUAUAAUGUGGAUCACAAUAUUUACGGUGGAGAAGAACUAUUUAAGGACGAAGAAAAAAGAUCUAAACAGAUGGCUAACAGGAAAGUGGUCGUCGAAGGUUAUAUCUGGGGUAACGAUUACGAACCUAUUCUAAAGCAUCUACCUCAAGAUCAGCAAAAAUUUGAUUUGAUUAUUCUCUCAGAUUUAGUGUUCAAUCAUACCGAACAUGCAAAAUUGUUCAAGACGACAAAAGACCUGUUGAGAGAAAAUGGGAAGGCGUUGGUAGUCUUUUCUCCACACAGACCAUGGUUGCUAGAAAAUGAUUUGGCGUUCUUCAAAGAUUGUGAGGAAUUUGGUUUGAAAUCAGAUCUCAUCGAGUUGACCCAUUGGAAGCCAAUGUUUGAUGAAGAUGAAGAAACCGUUGAAAUUAGAUCCAGCAUUUACGCUUAUUACUUAUCUCAUAUAUAA